Molecule: messenger RNA, 2118 nt
Organism: Oryza sativa Japonica Group (Japanese rice)
Lineage: Eukaryota; Viridiplantae; Streptophyta; Magnoliopsida; Poales; Poaceae
Product: E3 ubiquitin-protein ligase RGLG4
Biological process (GO): protein ubiquitination
Cellular component (GO): nucleus
Molecular function (GO): ubiquitin-protein transferase activity
Source: RefSeq, a predicted model, not a curated record
AACCAUAAAGUUUCAGAAUGCCCAGCUCCUGGUUUCAGAUUUAGCAGCUUUGGCUGAUGAUUAACGAGAGGUUUCAGAGAUUACACCCUGAAAAAAUCCAAUCCACAAACUGUUAUUACCGAUGUAAUUACUCAACAAGUACAGAAACAGCUAUAGCGUUUCUGACGACCUAAAGCAGUAGGACACGAUGGUCGAUGGAAUAAAGGCUCAGCUCAGCGAAAGACUCAAGAAGCUUCGCUGCAAAAAAACUCUCCUCUCAUUUCAGAGGAAUAAAUCCUCGUUGAUCGAUUGCUUGCCUUCUAUGCGAUCUUGUUCGUUGCUUGCGGCUUUAAUUCAUCCAUCAAUCGAUUGAUCUCUGAACUUUCUGAGAAGCAGAGAGGAGGUAGCUUGACAGCAGCUGCUUCUCGCAUGUACAAGAAGAAGAAGCUGAGGUUCUUAGCCACCGUCGUCAUCGCUGCUGCAUCACAUGGGCGGCGUGAUCGGAGCGUUAUUCCGCGGUGGUGGUCACCGUCGUGAGAUGCACAGAGCGCCGAUGAACCAGCCGGGAUACGGCGGCGGCGGCGAGAACCACCGGAGGGCGAUGCUGACCAAGAAGUACUCGUACAUACCUGACAACUACCAGUCUCUCGAUCAGGUGACAGCGGCUCUGCGAGAUCAAGGGCUCGAGUCGUCGAACCUGAUACUUGGCAUAGACUUCACCAAGAGCAACGAAUGGACAGGGAAGCGUUCGUUCAGUGGGCAGAGCCUGCACAAGAUAGGCAGCACACCAAAUCCAUAUGAGCAAGCCAUCAGCAUCAUCGGCAAGACAUUGGCACCUUUCGACGAUGAUAAUCUCAUCCCAUGCUUUGGCUUCGGCGACGCAACCACACAUGACUACAAUGUGUUCAGCUUCCAUCCUGACAACUCACCCUGCCAUGGAUUCGAGGAGGUCCUAUCAUGCUACAAGAAGAUUGUGCCACACCUCAGGCUAUCUGGGCCUACCUCUUUCGCGCCGAUCGUCGAGGCGGCCGUCGACAUUGUUGACAGGAGUGGAGGACAGUAUCAUGUUCUUGUCAUCGUUGCUGAUGGACAGGUGACUAGGAGUGUUGAUACAAGCGAUAAUGAUCUGAGCCCCCAGGAGAGGAGGACAGUGGACUCCGUUGUCAUGGCAAGCUCCUACCCUCUAUCCAUUGUUCUUGUUGGAGUUGGAGAUGGCCCAUGGGAAGACAUGCAGAAGUUCGACGACAAGAUCCCGGCUCGCCAGUUCGACAACUUUCAGUUUGUGAACUUCACGUCGAUCAUGUCGAGGAGCACGACGCAGCAGCAGAAAGAGUCGGCGUUCGCCUUGGCGGCUCUCAUGGAGGUGCCCAUCCAAUACAAGGCCACCAUGGAGCUCGGCAUCCUAGGCCGGUCGACGGGGAAGGCUAAGAGGAUCAUGCCUGCUCCGCCGCCGCUGCCGUCGGCGGCGGGGAGGCAGCCAUCGCUGAGGAGGGAAGACAGCGCCGCCGCCACCGCUGCCGCCGCCCCACCGUCACCAAGAGAGGAUCAAGUGUGCCCAAUCUGCCUGACCAAUGCCAAGGACUUGGCAUUUGGGUGUGGCCACAUGUGCUGCAGGGAAUGUGGGGAGAGCCUGACCAAAUGCCCAAUUUGUCGACAGACGAUUCGGUCCAAGCUGAGGCUGUACUCAGGAUGAUCAAAUGCUUAUGGACUGAUGGAAUGGAGCUUAAAUCUGUUCUUAAUGUACAGAAUGCAUGAACAUAUCGUUUGUGAGAAAUACUCAAAUCAAAUGCAUGCAUUGGAUUUGUGCUGCGAGAUAGGGGACCAAACGAAUGAUUAGAUUUGUUUUUGGUUUUGUUCAUGUUGAUUUGUAACAAAAGAAUCAAGAAUGUGGUGUGGGGUAAAGCUAGCUCCAUGUGCAUAAGUUUUCUUCUGUCUUAGCUCCUUGUAUAGUUACUGCGAAAUAGAACGAAUGACAUACAAUGAUACAACGGGGAAAUAAAUAAAUAAAUAACUUGAGGAGAGGAAAACCGUAAUUUUUUUUUCUUAUGUUGCUUGGGGAGAUUUGCCUCUGUGAUGAAAACAAUAGAUUUCUUUUUGUGUAUAUUUGUUUAUAUCAAAUUGUGAAUUUUGAGUUAUGUA